Messenger RNA from Miscanthus lutarioriparius, 417 nucleotides. The record is from the annotation of a GenBank genome assembly. NCBI's taxonomy places the organism in Eukaryota, Viridiplantae, Streptophyta, Magnoliopsida, Poales, Poaceae.
AUGUCGCUCAGCGAGAAGCUUGAGGCGGCGCGUGUCGCUCUCGGCAAGCGCAAGGAGCGUGAGCGCGAGCUGCUGGCCGCCCAGGCGCAGCAGGCGCAGGCCCAGCCGCUCCCGGUGCCGGCUAAAGCCGAGCCGUGGAAGCCGGCUCCGGCUCGCCCGGCCGCCGCCGGCGGCGGCGGCAACAAGCUCCUGGCCGGCCACCUGGCCCACGAGUUCCUCGCCCACGGCACGUUCCUGGGGCGGCGGAUCGAGCCGAGCCGCGGAGCCACGGCCCCGGCUCCGGCUCCGGCGCAGGCCGAGCCGGACCCGAAAAGGAGGUACGCGGAGGUGUCGUGGCUGCUAAUGGCGAGCGGGGCCCACGUCCCCGGCGUCGUGAACCCGACGCAGCUCGGCCGCUGGCUGCAGAUAAAGGACUGA